This is a messenger RNA of Episyrphus balteatus (marmalade hoverfly), 1122 nucleotides long. Its product is annotated as pseudouridylate synthase TRUB2, mitochondrial. Bases 89 to 1021 code for a protein of 310 amino acids. The record is from RefSeq and is a predicted model, not a curated record. Lineage: Eukaryota; Metazoa; Arthropoda; Insecta; Diptera; Syrphidae. The transcript is spliced from 3 exons. Gene Ontology annotation, molecular function: RNA binding; pseudouridine synthase activity. Gene Ontology annotation, biological process: pseudouridine synthesis; RNA processing.
AGUCUGCAUGUUUUCUGUUUAUCAGUCAGUCUGUUUUUGUUUUCCACAUUGAACUGCGAAGCUCCAGCUUCGAAUCCCAAAAUUAACUAUGACUCUGACAAAGGUUUAUGAUGCAGCUACGGCCUUUAAAUAUUUAAAUGGAAUUAUUAAUGUUUUCAAACCAGCAGGAAGAAAAGCUAGCCAUGUGAGAAUAGCAAUCAUACACAAUUUAUGCAGGGACCUCAAUCAAUUGGAAGUCCGAGAACCUAGAAAAAUGGAAAUGCUUGAACCAGGAGGUGAUCAAGGACCAGUUGUACGUAAAGUAGCCGAUUUAUCAGAUCACAUUUUAUCUGUUGGUCCUCGUUAUCAAAUGCAAGAUAUCAAAUGUGCACCUGUUUCGAAAGUUGGAUUCCAUACAAGUGGUGUUUUAUUAUUUGGAAUCAACCGUGGUCUCAAACAAUCAUCCAAAAUUCACAUGAAUCGACCAGUUCGUGUGUAUCAUGUUAAAGGAUGCCUCGGUACUGCCACCGAAACACAUUUCUACGAUUCAAGAGUCACUGUCAAGUCAAAGUUUAAUCAUGUCCAUCCGGAUAGAAUGAGUGGAAUGGUUUCGUCGCUACAAGCAUCACAUCAACGAAAGAUGUACGAACUAUGUGGUGUUGAUUUACAAUCUCAAGCUGCCUACGAAAUGGCAUCGAAAGGUAUCAUUCGUCCCGCGUCGAACAGUCAACCAGUUUUGUAUGGAAUAAAGCUGAUUGAUUUCAAUCGACCUGAAUUUACAUUAGAAGUAGCAGCUAUCAAUGAAAACGAAGACUAUUUGGCAACGUUGAUACAUGAGAUUGGCAUUGAAUUGCGAACAGUUGCUCAUUGUACAGCAAUUCGAUGCAUAAGACAUGGACAUUUUGGUAUUGAAGACUCACUGCUGCGUAAUAGCUGGGAUUUGGCAUCGAUAUUUGAAAAUAUGCGAAAAACAAGGAAAAUACUUGAAGAUCAUCCGCAAAUGUUAAAUCAACCAAAUGUAGAACUUAGAGUAGAUAGUUGAAUUCAAUAUAAGCUAAGGUAAGAAAUUUAAGUAGUUACAAGCAAAUUAGUCCAAAAAAAAUUAUUAAAUAAAAUUUGUUUUCUAUGGAAUUACAAAACAAA